AUGCUGCUGAUUGUGCCCAUAUCUCCUCCGAAGGUUCGGGCAAGUGAACAGUUGAAGAAGAAAUGGAGAAAUCUUCGAGACUCCUACAUGAAACAUCUCAAAUCCAUCAAGCCUACCACUGGUCAGGCCAAGAGGAACUAUGUGGCGUGGCCUUGGUCCUCUCAGAUGGAGAGAUUCAAGCCUUUUCUUGGAAUGGCCAAAACUGUCUCAAAUAUAAGUGCUACUGAAACUCAAGGUACAGAUGUAAACAAUGAGGUAGUUUUUGAACCUGAUGUGGGCAAUAACAACCACGACCAUAUUUCAGCCGAUGGUCAAUCUCCUGUACGUGAGCCAAUUGAAAUUAACAGGCCUGAUAAUGUAGAUCUUGCCUCCGAACCCCGUAUAAAAAAAAGGAAAACCCAGUCCCCUGGCAACAGCAACAACGUUGACAAAGUGGUACAAUAUCUAGAGGGGAAAAACAAAAUCCAACUUGAUGCGACUGACCAUUUGAUGCUGGGUUAUUCCAAAACAAUCAAGACUUUCUCGCGCGCAAGACAGGCUCAGAUUAAACUACAGAUUGCUCAGAUAAUCAAUCUUGGUGAACUGGAGCAAUUACGUGAAGAAGAUCUUUCAACAUCAUGUAGCUCUUCAGUAGGAACUCGGCGUGACUUCGAUCCAACUUAUCCAAAUGAUGAAGAGCUCGAAGAACAAAGAUUCCGUGUUUACAAUUCUUUUGGAAAUGUUUAACUUCAUAAGUACUAACUCUUGUGUUUAUAGUUUUCCUUUGUACAUGAAAAUUUAAUUCUUUGGCAUAUUGGACA
Messenger RNA from Macrosteles quadrilineatus (aster leafhopper), 800 nucleotides. RefSeq lists its product as uncharacterized. NCBI's taxonomy places the organism in Eukaryota, Metazoa, Arthropoda, Insecta, Hemiptera, Cicadellidae. The record is from RefSeq and is a predicted model, not a curated record. The coding region runs from base 1 to 726 and encodes 241 amino acids. The transcript is spliced from 2 exons.